AAGAUGGCGGACGGCUUGAAAGAAAGUGACUCAAUCAAGUUAAAACCAAGAGAAAAUAAGCAAUCGAAAAAGACAAAAGCAUCUGCUCGGGCUAAAAAAGAUGAAAAUCAAAGGUUAAAAGAGAUUGAAACCUCCAUUCGCUCUCAAGUCGCCGCAGAAAAGCGAGCCCAUGACGUGGUGGAGAGGCUAGUUCUAGAAGAUUUCAUCUCGGAAGACUUCCUCAUCAACUCGGGAAACUUGAUCACAACAAGCCAUUAUGCAGAUAUAGUAGAAGAGAGGAUGUUAUCCAAAAAGUGUGGUUACCCUUUAUGUAGAAAUCCUUUGAACCAGAUUCCAGCACAAAAAUACAAGAUCUUUUUAAAAACAAAUCGAGUUUAUGAUAUCACAGAAAGAAAGUGUUUUUGCUGCAACUUGUGUUAUAAAGCAUCAAAAUAUUUUGAGUCACAAAUCUCAGAUUCUCCAGUGUGGACACGGAUUGGUGAAAGCCCCAAGAUGUUUGUUUUGCUCAAGAAUGAAAACAACACCAGUAGGACUGGUUCUGGUGAAGUUCUUCUUGGAAAAGAUAAUAAACUAGAAAAUAUAAGUGACGGUAUGCAAGAUGAUCGCGUCAUGGAUCCUGAGAAAAGUGAAAAAAGUUUGUAUGGACUGGCGGCAGGCUAUAGUGGAGAAUUGUCGCAGGAGGAAGAUUCUCUAAUAACAUCACAAGAGAAUUCUUUUAUUCGCAAUGAGAACAAUCCACAAGGGAAUUUGUCAUUGUCCACAUCUUUUCUGGCAUGUAGAAAUGAAAAAUCAGGUGCAUUAGAUCAUUUGUUGGACAAAACAGAUCUAUUACUUGAAAAACCUGAACAGAUAUCAAAUGAACCUGACCUCCUACAGUGUCAUUCUCCUAAAUCGCAAAGGAAGGCGCAAGAUUUUAACAAGAGUGAGAGAAAUUUUCCCUCUGAGGGUGAAAGAAAGCUGGACUUUGUUAGGAAAUCACUGAACAGUGACACAGUAAUUCAAUCUGUCCAAGCUGUGUUCCAGGAAUGGUGCACACAUUCUACCUUUGAAUAUCUGGGACUCGCUGUAAAACCAAAAGUCGCGAGCGCCCCACCAGAAGCGAAAGACAAAGACCCAGAAUCCUUCACGACCAGGGCUAUUCAGUUCUUCCAAGCUGCCUUGAAUGACAGUGAAGAUUCAGACUUAGAAGCAGAUACUGACCUGGGUCCGAAAAUAACCAAAGAAAAUAUAGUGAUAAAAGAAAACAAACCUGCAAAUGAGGAUAGAAUUUGUAUUUUGCCUCCUAUCGACUCAAAAUCACAAGUUACCAUCAGAAGACGAAUUGUCUUGGAUAGAUUGUUUCGAACCAUGCCAGAUUUGUUGAGUGAAAUCAAGUUGACUGUGGGGGAAGUAUCACGUGACGUCACUCAGCUGGUUCACACCUUUAGUCUUAACAGUAAAAACAUCACCCUGAAGCCUCUGCAGUGGAGAAUUCUCUCCUUGGCGUUGAUUCUUAUACUCGAGAGGAAGAACUACCAUAUAGCACAAGCAUUGGAGUCUUCUAAGAACGACUUCGAAGUUUACCUCGCUCGUUUGGAAAUGACGCGGAAAGAUAUUGAACUUGUUUUUUCGCCGUUAUUUGAAAGGCAACGUUGCCGAGAUUUCAGUAGUGAGGUAGAAAGCAAUGAAGCAGUCGAGACAUGUGAAUCUAGAGAGGAGAAUCACAAAGUUUACGCUAAUGAAAGAGAAGGUUAUGGCGACAUGGAAGAAUUAGACUAAACGAGAUACAAGAUGCUGGAUUUCGGGAAACUCGUUUGAUUGUGGACGAAGUAGACUUGAAUAACAGACACCCAGAUUGAGAGGAGCGGUUCAAAAAAUUUUUUAAGAGGCAUUUAAUCAAAACAAUGAUUCUCGCAGGUGGACUGCAAUUUCAGAAAAGAGGCCUGAGGAAAAAUCAGGCCUCGACGGAAUUCGAACCCAUGUCUCCCACCUACCCUUUGGACGCAACUACCAACUGAGCUACAAAGCCACAGGCCACAGGGAAAGCCCGGCAAAUUUCAGAUUUUAAAGAGACUUAUAUUAAAGGAAUCCACCUUUUAGUAGUAUUUUCAUGGGUUUGGGUGACUUUAAAAUCUACCUUAUUUUCAUUCCAAAAAACUGAUUAUUAAAAAUGUCACAUAGAUCAAGUUUGUCGAUCGUAUUAGGUCAAUUUUCGUUCGCUCUUGUAGUUGUACUUCUGACCUCAAAAUCUUCAGGAGGUUAUCUUCAAUGUUUCUAUAUAAUCCUUAUUGUAUUCCUUUGACUCAUAAUAUUUAUUUUUCAUUUGAAAACAAUACUUUUGGAUAAGCACGUUCUCUCACAAACCUUAAUGGUGUCUCGGCAACAAUCCUUCUAACAAUCCUGUUUAAGCAACAGCGUUAUCGACAAUCGUUAAUUAAUUCCUGUCUGUGUAUUUGUAGCUAGCUGGUUUGCUGUUGAAUAUCAGUUACAAAUCCGAUUAUUGGUUUCCUGUGGAUACAGUUUUGCGAGAAGGUUUUUCUUCAAAGUUGUUUGGUUUCUUUUCCUCCCCCUCUACUUCUUCUACCAGCAAUUCGUCAAGGAGAAAUAAAGUUUUUGGAAUAUAGUCCAGGUCUUUCUGAUCAUCGUCGCUGCGAUCACCAACACUCUUAACAGGACUACACAGAGGCGUAGAACAUGUAGGUACAGACGGUAGGUUGAUGAUCUCACAUUGGACCUCGGCCUUAGUUGUAACAACUUUCACUAGUGUGUCUGUGUAAUGAAGAAAGCCAUCACGUUUAAUAAUGGGGACAGGUUUCA
Pocillopora verrucosa is the source of this 2796-nucleotide messenger RNA. Its product is annotated as putative RNA polymerase II subunit B1 CTD phosphatase RPAP2. Gene Ontology annotation, molecular function: RNA polymerase core enzyme binding; RNA polymerase II CTD heptapeptide repeat phosphatase activity. The record is from RefSeq and is a predicted model, not a curated record. Gene Ontology annotation, cellular component: cytoplasm; nucleus. Lineage: Eukaryota; Metazoa; Cnidaria; Anthozoa; Scleractinia; Pocilloporidae.